CAGGUGUGGUGGUCUCCCUGAUGGUGACAGGUGUGGUGGUCUCCUCGAUGGUGACAGGUGUGGUGGUCUCCUGGAUGGUGACAGGUGUGGUGGUCUCCUGGAUGGUGACAGGUGUGGUGGUCUCCUGGAUGGUGACAGGUGUGGUGGUCUCCUGGAUGGUGACAGGUGUGGUGGUCUCCUGGAUGGUGACAGGUGUGGUGGUCUCCUGGAUGGUGACAGGUGUGGUGGUCUCCUCGAUGGUGACAGGUGUGGUGGUCUCCCUGAUGGUGACAGGUGUGGUGGUCUCCUGGAUGGUGACAGGUGUGGUGGUCUCCUCGAUGGUGACAGGUGUGGUGGUCUCCUCGAUGGUGACAGUUGUGGUGGUCUCCUCGAUGGUGACAGGUGUGGUGGUCUCCUGGAUGGUGACAGGUGUGGUGGUCUCCUGGAUGGUGACAGGUGUGGUGGUCUCCUGGAUGGUGACAGGUGUGGUGGUCUCCUCGAUGGUGACAGGUGUGGUGGUCUCCUGGAUGGUGACAGGUGUGGUGGUCUCCCGGAUGGUGACAGGUGUGGUGGUCUCCUGGAUGGUGACAGGUGUGGUGGUCUCCUGGAUGGUGACAGGUGUGGUGGUCUCCUGGAUGGUGACAGGUGUGGUGGUCUCCUGGAUGGUGACAGGUGUGGUGGUCUCCCUGAUGGUGACAGGUGUGGUGGUCUCCUGGAUGGUGACAGGUGUGGUGGUCUCCCUGAUGGUGACAGGUGUGGUGGUCUCCUGGAUGGUGACAGGUGUGGUGGUCUCCUGGAUGGUGACAGGUGUGGUGGUCUCCCUGAUGGUGACAGGUGUGGUGGUCUCCUGGAUGGUGACAGGUGUGGUGGUCUCCCUGAUGGUGACAGGUGUGGUGGUCUCCUGGAUGGUGACAGGUGUGGUGGUCUCCUGGAUGGUGACAGGUGUGGUGGUCUCCCUGAUGGUGACAGGUGUGGUGGUCUCCCGGAUGGUGACAGGUGUGGUGGUCUCCCUGAUGGUGACAGGUGUGGUGGUCUCCUGGAUGGUGACAGGUGUGGUGGUCUCCUGGAUGGUGACAGGUGUGGUGGUCUCCUCAAUGGUGACAGGUGUGGUGGUCUCCUCGAUGGUGACAGGUGUGGUGGUCUCCUGGAUGGUGACAGGUGUGGUGGUCUCCUGGAUGGUGACAGGUGUGGUGGUCUCCUGGAUGGUGACAGGUGUGGUGGUCUCCUGGAUGGUGACAGGUGUGGUGGUCUCCUGGAUGGUGACAGGUGUGGUGGUCUCCCUGAUGGUGACAGGUGUGGUGGUCUCCUGGAUGGUGACAGGUGUGGUGGUCUCCCUGAUGGUGACAGGUGUGGUGGUCUCCUGGAUGGUGACAGGUGUGGUGGUCUCCUGGAUGGUGACAGGUGUGGUGGUCUCCCUGAUGGUGACAGGUGUGGUGGUCUCCUGGAUGGUGACAGGUGUGGUGGUCUCCCUGAUGGUGACAGGUGUGGUGGUCUCCUGGAUGGUGACAGGUGUGGUGGUCUCCUGGAUGGUGACAGGUGUGGUGGUCUCCCUGAUGGUGACAGGUGUGGUGGUCUCCUGGAUGGCGACAGGUGUGGUGGUCUCCUGGAUGGUGACAGGUGUGGUGGUCUCCCUGAUGGUGACAGGUGUGGUGGUCUCCUGGAUGGUGACAGGUGUGGUGGUCUCCUGGAUGGUGACAGGUGUGCCCCGCUGUUGGCGGCAAUACUGCAUACCUGCAAUGGUUUCAUUGAUGAAUAUGUGCUGUCCAUACUUCUCAUGAAGAACAUCACCACUGUGUGUGUU
Nerophis ophidion (straightnose pipefish) is the source of this 1780-nucleotide messenger RNA. RefSeq lists its product as uncharacterized. NCBI's taxonomy places the organism in Eukaryota, Metazoa, Chordata, Actinopteri, Syngnathiformes, Syngnathidae. The coding region runs from base 21 to 1757 and encodes 578 amino acids. The record is from RefSeq and is a predicted model, not a curated record. The transcript has 2 exons.